ACGAGCUACCGUAAAAUCUUGCUUUUCAUUGGAUGAUUAAAAUGGAAGUACAAAAUAUUGCCAACAGAGGUAAAUAUUUGUAAUGAUCAAAGACGAAGCAUGCUACGUUCUGCAAUUGCCAACAAAACAUUGAAAAGAGAUAGAGUUAUUAUCGUUUGUUGUUACUCACUACGUUUGUUUCAUAAACUAGACAUAUCUAUUUCUCAGUUGUCUUGAGUGUGUCAUCUUGAGUACUAUGAAAGCGAAAAUCAUAAGGUUCGACGUAUUUAAUGUUAAAUAAUGGCAUAUCUGUGAUAUAUAUUGAGAUUUAGAGAUUUUACCUUGAAACUGAAUUCACAUUGAAAGGUAGUGUUUGUGAAAAGUGCAAAUAAGCCAACUAGAUUAUGUCAAAUAUCCUAUGAUAGUUGACUAAUGUAACAUGGCCGCCUAAAGACCACUACAAUACAUGUCUUUUGUUGAAUAAAAUUCAAUUUUUUUAAUAAGAAAUGGAGCUGAGAGUGGGGAACAAAUAUAGGCUUGGUCGAAAAAUAGGAUCUGGAUCAUUCGGAGAUAUUUAUUUAGGAACUAAUAUAUCAACGGGAGAAGAAGUAGCAAUCAAAUUAGAAUGUAUAAAAACGAGGCAUCCUCAGUUGCACAUAGAAUCCAAGUUUUACAAAAUGAUGCAGGGAGGAGUUGGUAUUCCCGUGAUAAAAUGGUGCGGUUCCGAAGGUGAUUACAACGUAAUGGUGAUGGAAUUGCUAGGUCCCUCUUUGGAAGAUCUAUUCAAUUUUUGUUCGAGACGUUUUUCCUUGAAAACCGUACUUUUAUUGGCGGACCAAUUGAUCUCGCGCACCGAUUUUAUCCAUUCUCGAAAUUUCAUACACAGAGACAUUAAACCCGAUAACUUCCUAAUGGGAUUGGGCAAAAAGGGCAACCUCGUUUACAUAAUCGAUUUCGGUUUGGCGAAAAAGUACAGAGACGGAAGGACCCACCAACACAUACCCUAUAAGGAGAAUAAAAAUUUAACCGGUACCGCAAGGUAUGCUAGUAUAAAUACGCAUUUAGGUAUCGAACAAUCCAGGAGGGACGAUUUGGAAUCGUUAGGUUACGUUUUAAUGUAUUUCAACAGGGGUUCGCUGCCUUGGCAAGGAUUGAAAGCCGCCAAUAAAAGGCAAAAGUAUGAACGUAUAUCCGAAAAAAAAAUGUCUACUCCUAUAGAAGAACUUUGUAAGGGUUACCCCAAAGAAUUUCCGACUUAUCUGAAUUAUUGUCGACAAUUGAGGUUCGAAGAAAGGCCCGAUUAUAGUUAUUUGAGACAACUGUUUAGGACUUUAUUUCAUAGACAAGGUUUCACGUACGAUUACGUGUUCGACUGGAACAUGCUCAAAUUCGGCGGCGGUUCUCGAGGGAAUCACUGCGAAGAAAACGGCGGAGGCGGUAGAUCUAGCGCUAGAUACGGAAGUCACGCCGCCGUCGUUCCGGCCGAUUCGUCGCCGGCGGCUCCGCAAUCGAGAACGCGGCGGCCGCACGAUUCCGCACGUAUGGAAAUGGUUUCCGCGGGUGGAAACGCGCCUGCGCAAAAUACGCUCGACGAAGUUAUACGUGAUUCGCCCAGGAUGUACGAUAAUCACGAGAGACGCGUGUCUUUGCGACUUAGAGCUGGACAGGGAGUUCCGAAUACUUCUACUUCGGACCUAAGCACUUCUAAACAAGCCAACGCCUCCGGAGUGGCAAUGGUGCCCCCAAGCGGCCAGGUGGUGCAACAGGGACAACUUCCUAGGAGGGGUAGCGCUUCCAAAGACCCUCCAGCAGCUCCUAGACUCAAAAAGUGAGAUGGACCUUAAUCAAGUUUUUUCAUUAGUGACGUUUUUUUUAUAUAUAUACAUAAAUUUUUUUAGAUAGAUCAUUAUUUCUGUCGGUAAAAUUGACAUAGCAACGUUCGAGAAUAUUUUGGAAUACAGAUUUACAAUACACCCCUAUUUCGAAUACCUUCGAAUUGAAAAAAAAAAAAUAAUUUGUUUUUCGGUUAUAUUUAAACGAAACUCGAUCAAAAAUCUGUAUCCCAAAAAUUUUUCGCCGACUGAGAGGGAACACGUGAUAAGAACAGUGUUUAUAUUAAAUGUGAUUUUGUUAAGUUUUCCAAAUCUUUCUGAGCUGUUUUUUUUUUCUACAUUCUUGAAGUAGUUGACUUCCAAAAUAUCAACACCAAACUUCCUCGAUCAACACCAAGAAUAACGAAAACUAAUGUCGAUGAUGUAAAAUUCUGUAAUCGAUAUCUCGUUACUGAUACGAUUAUUAAAAUUUAUUAAUAUUGCUUCAAGAAUACGCGGAAAAGUAACUGAAUCAAAAAAAUUGACAACAAACAAUUUGUUGAAUGAUAAAACUAUACAGAUAAUAAUCCAAAUAGACCAAAAGUACAAAAUAAAUAAUAAAACCUAACCUAACUUUUAUAAAAAAAGUAAAUUUACUAUAAUACGAUAACCUUUAACAUGUAAUAUGACUUGAAAAAGAUAAUUUGUAUGAAAAUAAUUUUAUUAUAAGAUUAAUUACAUCUAAAAUCCAUAAAGUACUCAAAAUGUCCACCAUCAACGUUGAUGCAUUGCUACAACUUACCCCCAAAUGUCUUUAAAUACAUUCAAUUCUUCAACCGUCAAGUUUAAGGCUACUCAAUGUUAUCAAUUAGAAAACUGUGACAUUCGGUUCAUCAGACAGAUAUUCCGGAUGUUCAGAAUGUCACAAAAAUGUAAUUUCUGCAGUCAGGAUAGCCCUCAAGAAGAGGGUGGUAUACCCGAAGGUGCAGUUCCUGAUACGCUACCCUUCAUCCCAUCUUCGUCUGUCAACUUUCUGUGAGUUGGUGACAUGAUUCAAAAUGGGAUAAAAAUCCUCAAAUACAAGCAAUUUUUCAGCAAUUAAGUCCAAGGCCACUCGAUGCUUCUUCUAAUGAUUCCGUAUUCAUGUACUGAUGGGUUAGGUACCCUAAAAGAACUAAUGGUCAUGACAACUAGUUUAGUCGGUGUCAUGUGCAUCCGACAUUGAAUUUGCAGUCAAGGUACUCUUAAAGAAAAAGGCUGAAGGUUCAACUGUUGCAUCAGCCUUUAUAAUAACGUCUUCAGGAUACCUAGUCCCUGAUACGCUUGUUGUUUCCGGAAAGUCUGAAACCAUCAAUGGUAUAAAUACUUUUGGGCCACCCUAUAAAGUAUAUUAAGUUGAUAGAUGGUGUCGUUGCCCAAUUCUCUUUGAAUUUGAUAAGUGUUUUAACAACUUUUGACUUUUUAUUUGGAAAUUCUUCUUUCUACAUAUGAAAUAGUCAAAAUUUGAUUCAGUUACUUUCCGUUAGUUUUUUUGUUUUGAUUUAUUUCGCUCAUAUAGAAAGGAAACAAGCAAGGGUGUGCAAUUGGUGUUAAGAAAUUAAGUGUAUGUAAACGUUUUUAAUAAUUAGGGUGAUUUCUGAAUGGGGCAACGAUGUAUAAAAAAAAUUAAA
Messenger RNA from Diorhabda carinulata, 3460 nucleotides. Its product is annotated as casein kinase I-like. The record is from RefSeq and is a predicted model, not a curated record. Bases 486 to 1811 code for a protein of 441 amino acids. Lineage: Eukaryota; Metazoa; Arthropoda; Insecta; Coleoptera; Chrysomelidae. Gene Ontology annotation, biological process: endocytosis; signal transduction; peptidyl-serine phosphorylation. Gene Ontology annotation, cellular component: nucleus; cytoplasm. Gene Ontology annotation, molecular function: ATP binding; protein serine/threonine kinase activity. The transcript is spliced from 8 exons.